Heterostelium album PN500 is the source of this 1548-nucleotide messenger RNA. Its product is annotated as BTB/POZ domain-containing protein. The transcript has 2 exons. Gene Ontology annotation, molecular function: protein binding. The coding region runs from base 1 to 1548 and encodes 515 amino acids. The record is from RefSeq and is a predicted model, not a curated record. Lineage: Eukaryota; Evosea; Eumycetozoa; Acytosteliales; Acytosteliaceae.
AUGAAAAUCAAUGUAAAGAGAGAUUUUUUACAAAUAAUGGUAGCUGGUGUAGGAAAUAAUAGACUGAGGAAGAGAUUCAUGUCUGAUUUUUCAUAUUAUUUCAAUAAUCCAGAAUUGUCAGACAUCAUGGUGCAGGUCGUUGGAUGUUCAGAUGAUUAUAUCGAAUGUAGUAGUUCUGACAAAGAGAGAGAGUUGCAAUCGAGUGGUGGAAUUACUGGAAACAAUGGUACAGAUACUUUCUAUGCACAUAAAUUCGUUUUGAGUGCAAGAUCGCCGGUUCUCAUGAGGAUGUUAUCUUCUUCAAUGAUGGAAGCAGCGUCAUCCGUUAUCUCUAUGCAAUUCUCAAAGGACACUGUCCAAUGUAUUCUCAGAUAUUUGUAUUCCGGUCAGAUCGAUUUGGUGCCUGCACUAGUGUUGGACGUACUUUCCUGUGCAGAUUACUACAGUCUUGAAGAGCUACGAGAAUACUGUGGUUGGUACUCAAUGAGAAUCUGCAUGGAAGGUGAUCCCGAGAUGGAUAUUUGUAAAGUUCUAUACGCAGCCGAGCGAUAUCGUUUGGACAAAAUUAAAACACUCUGUUUUGAAUUCAUAACACAACACUCUAUGGACAUAUUGUUGUCCUCUCCAAACUGGCAUUUGCUCACCGAAGACAGUGUAAUCGCCAUUCUCAAACAAGAUAGUCUUCGUGUCCCAGAGGUAGAGAUAUUCGACUCACUAGUCAGAUGGGCAAAGAAACAAUAUUCAAUACUUAAAGAUAUUAGUUGUGAAGAGAUAGUAGAGAUUGAUUUUUUAAAAAAGAAAUUACAAAAACCAUUAGAAUGUAUUAGAUUUGCAAGUAUGUCAUCACAUCAACUUAGUAAACAUAUAGAAGCAUCUGGUUUGGUCGAUAGAGAUAUAAUGUAUGAGGCAUAUAGAUAUUUGGCAACGAAAGAAACACCAAAGCAAUUGGAUAUGGCAGUUGUAAGACAGGGUGUUACGGAUUUCACAUUCUCAACUCCAGGCGAUACAAAGGGUGUAUUCUAUUACUUUGGAACAGUGGAGGAUACCGACGAUUACGAAUCACCAUCGAUUAGAAAGACUGUUAAGGUCAGUUCCUCCAGCAUGAGCAUUGGCUAUCCAACACCGUUUGUUAGUCGCACUCCGACCAAUAUGUACACCGACAAGUUGCCAAACUCCUACUAUUCGGUGGACAUUGGAAGCAAGUACGUUCUAUGUCCAAACUACUAUACGAUGAGAUAUGCCGGUGAUAGUCAAGGAUCGAUCUACGCAGCACCAAAGAACUGGCAAUUGUUGGGAUCGUUGGACGGUGAGCAAUGGGACAUCCUAACGACUCACCAUAAUGACACAUCACUCAAAGAAGGAUACAGUAUAUCGGGAUGGCCAAUCGACUCUAUUCACUCCUACCGACAUCUAAAGAUACAAAUGACAGGUCCAAAUCAAAGAGAUGGUGAUGAACUGUGUGUUUGUUGUUUCGAAGUUUACGGUAGAUUAGUUAAACUUGAAGAAGAUUCGAAUUUAAUUACCGAAGAAAAUGAUUCAUCUGAAUAA